AUGCUGAUGACGGUGCAUAUGUGGGCUGCUCUGGGGGACUCGUAAUCGUAUAUAAGCGCUGCGUAUUGCAUCUGUGCGACCGACGACCUGAACCUUCAUCCACGACGACAACAUUGUGACUCGGAGCAACGUCCGCAAGCGGUGUGGUGGUACAACGCGGUCAAGAUGCCCACCCAAGAGUAUCACUCGCAAUUCUACGAUUUGUCAGAUCACUCGUCGGACCAUCCGCCCGCCGACGAUCACGCGCACAUCCCAGCCGGACCCACACCUACCGACGCUCUCCUUCGCACGCGUUACUCGUGCAGGUACUUUCAUCCUUCCUCUACUCAUCCCGUCAGCAAAGAGACCUUGAAGGAAAUCUUUCUCUCGGCGACCAGAGCACCGAGCGGAAGCAAUUUCCAACCUUGGAAGGUGCACGUAAUUGGAGAGGGCCAAGUCAGAUCGAAGAUCGCCGAGCGAAUCACUGGGGCGUACAGGGACAAUGAAGAUUUCUCUGCCCCUUACGUCUUUUAUCCCCCCAACGAGCUCCUAUCCCAAAGCGCCUACAGCGAUCUCGCUUCGCGUCGUCGACAAUUUGGCGCGACGUUUUCAGGUCCUUUGGGAAUAGCGCGAGAGGACAAGGAGAAGAGGAGAGCGACGACGGAGAGGAAUUGGAACUUUUUCGACGCGCCCAUCGCUUUGAUCAUCACCACGGCCGACAUCAGUCCGACGGGAGCUUACUUGGAUUGCGGCUUCUUUGUCAUGAGUCUGCUAAUGGCCGCUAGAGCUCGGGGUCUAGAAGCUUGUGUACAGGAAGCACAUGCUACAUACAACACCAUCUAUUCGGAGAUGCUACCUUUGAAGGAGAGGGAGUCGGUGGUGUGCGGUGUAGCGAUGGGCUAUGCGGACUUGGAACGCGUGCGCAAGUUGACUGGAAAACAAGCUCGUCAAGACCUCGAGGAGCUCGUAUCUUGGCACUGAGACCUGCAUGCUGCCCAAGCGAACAAGAAAGCGCGCUCAUUGCGUUCAUCACAUGUGGUGUGGUCAGUCAAGUCCACAAUCAUACCUAUACCACUCAAACUCGUGAUUCGAGCUGCAGUCACCGAUUUGCAUGGGAAGGGGUGCGGUGCAAUCGCGAUUCGCUAUCACUACACUCGUGACUCGUGACUCGUGACUAGUCUGCUAUACUCGUCGUGACUUUACCCGCGCUGAGCGGGCAUAUAUGCAUCGACGCAGGCAUAUAUACGACUUUCAAUCAGAGUGGCG
Messenger RNA from Ceraceosorus guamensis, 1245 nucleotides. Its product is annotated as Nitroreductase. Gene Ontology annotation, molecular function: oxidoreductase activity. The transcript has 3 exons. The coding region runs from base 166 to 960 and encodes 264 amino acids. NCBI's taxonomy places the organism in Eukaryota, Fungi, Basidiomycota, Exobasidiomycetes, Ceraceosorales, Ceraceosoraceae. The record is from RefSeq and is a predicted model, not a curated record.